AUGGGGACCCCGGGCAAUAGGGGAUCAUGGGGCCCCUGUGUCCUUGCCCAAACUCAAAAAAGCCUAUGAAAAAGUAACCGUUGGCGUGUUUUAAAGCAAUCAACAAGACCUGCAGGCAGUAUUAGAGCUAUAGGAUAGCUGGUUAGGUAGUUCCUAACGGGUUCCCACCAGGGGGCGGACUCUCAACUCAUGGGGCCCCUGGGCAAUAUGGGAUCAUGGGGCCCCUGUGUCCUUGCCCAAACUCAAAAAAGCCUAUGAAAAAGGUACCAGGGGCAUCUCAUGGGGUCCCCCCUACUGACCCCAGGCCCUCGGGCAAUGCCCGAGUUUCCAAAUGGCCAGUCCGCCCCUGGUUCCCA
This is a messenger RNA of Staurois parvus, 356 nucleotides long. Lineage: Eukaryota; Metazoa; Chordata; Amphibia; Anura; Ranidae. The record is from the annotation of a GenBank genome assembly.